ACAUUGCUCAUAUGCCAUGUGGAAAAAAACAAAUGCAAGAAAUAGAGGAAGCUUAGCUGCGAUCAUCAUUGUGCGCCUUUUCGAAUCGCACAAAGCGGGACUUUCAUCCAAAAGAAAGACUACUUGCGACAAGUUAUAGGUUUUCUAGUUCACAUAAUUUGAAUUAAAAUGAUCGAUAUGAUUGAGAAGGAAGACUCCAUUAUCAGCGAAGAAGAAGCUGCUCAGUAUGACCGUCAGAUCCGUUUGUGGGGACUGGACGCUCAAAAGAGACUGCGUGGAUCCCACGUCCUCCUGGUUGGACUUGGGGGUUUAGGCGCUGAAGUGGCAAAGAAUCUAAUUCUGGCUGGAGUGAAAGGUUUAACCUUACUGGACCAUGAACAGGUUACCGAGGAGUCUAGCCAGGCCCAGUUCCUGAUCCCAGUGUCUGCACGUGGGCAGAACCGAGCUCAAGCCUCUCUGGAGCGGGCCCAGGCACUCAACCCUAUGGUGGAAGUCAAAGCAGACACCCAAAAUGUGGAGACCAAACCCGAUGAGUUCUUCCUCAAGUUUGAUGCCGUUUGUUUAACACGAUGCUCAUGGAAACUCAUGAUGCGUGUGGACCAACUCUGCUCCCAGAAGAACAUAAAGAUUUUCUGUGGAGACGUCUUCGGUUAUCAUGGGUAUAUGUUUUCUGACUUGGGCAAGGAGCAUCAUUAUGUAGAAGAAAAGCCCAAAGUGCGGAAAACCAAAGAGGAGACCUCAGAUGGACCCGAAGCAAAGAAAGUGAAGAUUGAGCCCAAUGAGACCACCAUGAUUAAAAAAACGGCUAGUUUCUGCUCAUUAAAAGAGGCUUUUGAAAUUGAUUGGACAAGUGAUAAAGCUAAGAAGAGCAUCAAGCGCACACCAAAGGACUACUUCCUUAUUCAAGUGCUGUUGAAGUUUCGUUCGGAUAAGGGUCGUGACCCCCAGCCUGCUAAGUUCACCGAGGACUCUGAGCGGCUAAUCCAGCUGUGUGAGGACGUGCUACAAUCGAAGGGGCUCCAGGGUGACCUUCUACCACAGGACUUCACCAGCUACUGCUUCUCUGAGAUGGCCCCAGUCUGUGCUGUGGUUGGUGGAGUGCUGGGACAAGAAGUUGUUAAGGCGCUGUCCCAAAGAGACGCUCCACAUCGGAACUUCUUUUUCUUUGAUGGUGUGAGUGGAAGUGGUGUGGUGGACUAUUUCGGCAAAGAGUGACCAAACCCAUCUGGCGGAGUAUGAGACAUUUUGGAAGAUGACCUGCUUUCCCAAGGGACCCUUGAGGAACAUACUGUGCUCUAAGCAAGCUGAAAUCAGUGAUAUUGUCAUUUGUCAUCUUUUCUGCGUACCAUUUUUUCCCUCGUAAGCCUUCACUUUGAUAAAGAGAAAUCCCUCUGUAAAUGUAGUUUAAUACACCAAUAGAAAAACAAUAUAAUGUCAUUUUUAAUAUUCAAUGUUGAUCCCAUGAUUACAAAGCAAGCCAUAUGCGUUUUCCAUUUGUACAAGAUUUUUUUUAUGCGUUUCAUUUUUCUCUACUCAAUUAAACAUUUUGAAUGUG
Clupea harengus (Atlantic herring) is the source of this 1555-nucleotide messenger RNA. RefSeq names its product SUMO1 activating enzyme subunit 1 (gene sae1). Gene Ontology annotation, cellular component: SUMO activating enzyme complex; cytoplasm. Gene Ontology annotation, biological process: protein sumoylation. The record is from RefSeq and is a predicted model, not a curated record. Gene Ontology annotation, molecular function: SUMO activating enzyme activity. NCBI's taxonomy places the organism in Eukaryota, Metazoa, Chordata, Actinopteri, Clupeiformes, Clupeidae.